CAGCGCGUAGGGUUGGGUUAGUCCACCAUCUUGGCUCAGGCUAGCUGACUCCUAGCUGAGAGUAUGAGGAGAAUCCGACAGAACCAAAUUUCAGCCGAACCGACCGAACCAGGACUGUCUCACCAAGCGGACCGGAGCUAGAGGCCGGCGGCUCGAGCCGGACCUCCUCUCUCCCCGAAAUAAAGUCCCAGCACCGGAAGGUUUCUGGCUGCUAACUCCCCGGCUAACUUCGGCGUUAAAGAGGAACUGUUGCUCCGGUUCCGUUUGGAUCCAUGACAGUUAUAAACUUCCGGAAAAGGAUCCGAGCCGAGCCGGGACAGGUAACCCAGGGCAGAGACAGGUGAUGCCGCGAGGGAGUUCGUUGAGAUAGAACCGAACCGAAGCCGGAGCAGCACGUCACUUUCUGACCCGCUAAGUUUGAGACAGGUGUUCCGGAGCGGAGCGGAGCGGCGGCGGCUUCAUGACCGGACCUCCGUUACACUGACCUGGGUAUCAUGUCCACCAGGACCCCUCUGCCCACCGUCAACGAGCGGGACACCGAACAGCAUGCACCUGGGGAAGACGGGCGCGGUGAGGCGCUGCCCCGCCCCGUCCGCUCCGCCCGCUGUAAGAACGCCGCCGCCGUCACCGCGGACGACGCGCCGCACGUGGGAAACUACCGGCUGCUGAAGACCAUCGGGAAGGGGAACUUCGCCAAAGUGAAGCUGGCCCGGCACAUCCCGACGGGCCGGGAGGUGGCCAUCAAGAUCAUCGACAAGACCCAGCUGAACCCAACCAGCCUGCAGAAGCUGCUCAGAGAGGUUCGCAUCAUGAAGAACCUGAACCACCCCAACAUCGUGAAGCUGUUUGAGGUGAUAGAGACGGAGAAGACGCUCUACCUGGUGAUGGAGUACGCCAGCGGAGGUGAAGUGUUCGACUACCUCGUAGCUCAUGGGAGGAUGAAGGAGAAGGAGGCCAGAGCUAAAUUUAGACAGAUCGUCUCUGCAGUUCAGUACUGCCAUCAGAAGCACAUCGUUCACCGAGACCUUAAGGCGGAGAAUCUCCUCCUGGACGCCGACAUGAACAUAAAGAUCGCCGACUUCGGCUUCAGCAACGAGUUCACUCUGGGCGGAAAGUUGGACACGUUCUGCGGCUCGCCUCCGUACGCGGCGCCAGAACUCUUCCAGGGUAAGAAGUACGACGGACCGGAGGUGGACGUCUGGAGUCUGGGUGUGAUCCUCUACACGCUGGUCAGCGGGUCGCUGCCGUUUGACGGACAGAACCUGAAGGAGUUGAGAGAGCGAGUUCUGCGGGGGAAGUACCGGAUCCCCUUCUACAUGUCGACGGACUGCGAGAACCUGCUGAAGCGCUUCCUGGUUCUGAACCCGGGCAAGAGAGGAACGCUGGAGCAAAUCAUGAAGGAUCGCUGGAUCAACGGCGGCGACGAAGACGAGCUGCUGCCGUACGUGGAGCCAGAGCUGGACAUCAGGGACCAGAACCGGAUCGACCUCAUGGUCCAGAUGGGUUACUCCAGAGAGAAGAUCAACGAUUCGCUCUCCAAGAUGAAGUACGAUGACAUCACAGCCACCUACCUGCUGCUGGGACGCAAGGCCGCAGAGAUGGAUGCGGGCGGAGCCUCCUCCCUGCUGAAGCCUCAUUCGUCCAGCAGCCAUUCCCCCGCCCACCUGCUGAGUCAGCGCUCCUCCUCCAAACAGAGGAGGUUCAGCGACCAAGCUGCUGCCAGGAAGACGGAGGCGGAGCCAAAGCCGGGCUCUAACAGGAAGCCGGGUGCCGGGGAGGCGGGCAGCCCGUUGCUAGGCAACGCCAACAACCCCAACGUAGGGGACAUCCCAGAUCGCCGGAAAGCACCAGCUGCAACCGCUGCGUCCAGCAUGACGAGGAGGAACACGUACGUCUGCAGCGCCACCGACAAAUCAUCCGCCUCCGCCGUCCACAACGGCAAGGAGAACAGCUCCUCCGGCUCGCCUGCUAAGCGCUCGGUGGGUGGGGCCUCCACCCACAGUGUGAGCAGCGGGGCCACGCCCCCAGACCGGCUGCGUUUCCCCCGCGGCACAGCGAGCCGCAGCACCUUCCACGGCGGCCAGCUGAGGGAGCGCCGCACCGCCACCUACAACGGCCCGCCCGCCUCGCCCAGCCUGUCCCACGACGCCACGCCGCUGGCCCAGGCCCGCAGCCGCGCAUCGUCCAACCUGUUCUCCAAACUCACCUCCAAGCUCACCAGGAGAGCGCCGUCAGAGGCGGAGAGGAACGGCAGACCGGAGGGGUCCAGGUGCGUAGAGCGAGACGGCCAAUCAGAGCGCAGCGUCUGGAGAACGUUAACAUCUUCUUCUCCUCCCUCCAGCCGCGCCAUGACGUCCGACCAGAGGGAGGAGCCGGCGUCCCCCUCUGCGCCGCACUCCAAGGAUGCCAAGCCGCGCUCGCUGAGGUUCACCUGGAGCAUGAAGACCACGUCGUCCAUGGAGCCGGCGGACAUGAUGCGCGAGAUCAGGAAGGUCCUGGACGCCAACAACUGCGACUACGAGCAGCGCGAGGCCUUCCUGCUGCUCUGCGUCCACGGCGACGGGCACGCCGACAGCCUCGUCCAAUGGGAGAUGGAGGUCUGCAAGCUGCCCCGCCUCUCGCUCAACGGCGUCCGCUUCAAACGCAUUUCAGGAACGUCCAUCGCUUUCAAGAACAUUGCCUCCAAAAUCGCCAACGAGCUCAAACUAUAGAGGGACUGGGAGGACUGGGAUAGGAGGAAACAGGAAGUGGUUCAGGUGGACAGACAAGCACAGGAAGUGAUGAACAGAAGGAAGUGACCCAACUGCUGUCUUCCUGUUUUCCUCAGCAGGAUGAUUUUGAGCUGUCUGCUGAUUGGUUCCGGCUCGACGCUGUAGGCGGGGACGAGCGGACUUUGCUGCAAAGCAUUCUGGGACUCUGAGUCCGGCUGUUAGCGUUUCCUCUUCAGAGUCUCUGUGUUUUUGUGAAUGUAAAUAGUUUCUCACCUUGUUGAUUUUGUACAUGUGAGCAGUCAGCUGAUCCGACUGCAGCUCAGGCUCACCUGUGUCUCAUUAAACACGUUGAACGCUU
Molecule: messenger RNA, 3069 nt
Organism: Xiphophorus maculatus (southern platyfish)
Lineage: Eukaryota; Metazoa; Chordata; Actinopteri; Cyprinodontiformes; Poeciliidae
Product: MAP/microtubule affinity-regulating kinase 3-like
Exons: 17
Coding region: 495-2711 (738 amino acids)
Biological process (GO): protein phosphorylation; intracellular signal transduction
Cellular component (GO): plasma membrane; cytoplasm
Molecular function (GO): protein serine/threonine kinase activity; ATP binding
Source: RefSeq, a predicted model, not a curated record